Molecule: messenger RNA, 996 nt
Organism: Protopolystoma xenopodis
Lineage: Eukaryota; Metazoa; Platyhelminthes; Monogenea; Polystomatidea; Polystomatidae
Source: the annotation of a GenBank genome assembly
AUGGCGUGUGUACAGUACACUAGGGUCACGGAAGAGGAUUCCGAUAACCCUAUUGAAUUGCCAAUUGAAUCUGAUGGCACAGUUCUGUUGUCUACACUCACUGGGGUCUUUCCUAGAGCCACUGGUCUUAAGUAUUAUGCGGAGGAAUCUGGGUGCCUCCGAGGCCUUCGUUCAAGUGAGGAUCGCCUCUAUCCUCCUCCUGAAGAUAAAAAGAGGAAAGUAGAUGACGAAGGAGAUUCCUUGUCGGUUAAGACUAAAAAAUUAGAGGGGAGAAAGACUACCGACCUAAUAGUUCUGAAUCUUGCCUGGAGGACAGACGAGACCGAUCUGCGAAAUUACUUUUCAAAGUAUGGGGAUGUAGUGAUGGUUCAAGUCAAAAGACACUCUAAUUCUCUGCAAAGCAAAGGAUAUGGCUUCAUUCGCUUCAAUGACUAUGCAUCUCAGGUUCUUUGCCUUGCUGAGCGCCAUUACAUUGACGGGCGCUGGUGCGAUGUCCGCAUUCCUAUGUCUAAAGCAGAGGGUGAUCGACAGGAAGUCAGUCGUAAAGUUCAUAUCGGAGGUAUCACGGAAAACAUGUCGGCCGAAGUGCUAAGAGACCACUUUUCUGCUUUUGGAAGAGUCUCAGACGUUUUUGUCCCUAAGCCAUUCAGAUCAUUCGCUUUUGUUACCUUUGAGGAUCAAGAUGUAGCAGUGAGUCUUUUAGGCAAAGAGCAAGCCAUCGACGGGACAACCGUCUCCAUCGGUUCCGCAGUUCCUAAACUUCCUCCUUCCGCAUCCCGUCAAGCGCAGGGCUUCCAGGCAGCUAUGCAAGCUGCCAUGCAACAAGCCUCAUGGGGUAAGGUUGCGGUAUUUGGCGGUGGUAUGGGUGGACGGGGUGGAAACAACCCUAUGCCUGCAAUGAGCAUGCUAGCUCAGAACCAGGCAACUGCCGCUGCUGCUGCGCUUGCUGCUCAGUAUACAAGGGCUCAUCAGGUCGGUGGGAGAAUGAACAUGUAA